AUGGCCAACUUAUUUCGAAAGUGGUUCUUAUCUCAGAAACCAGCAGGUUCCGAUGUUGCUGACUUACAGACAAGUUUGGAUAUCAAAAUAAGCUUGAGAAAGUUGAGAAAUUAUAAUCCAACCAAAAAGGAGAUAUGUCACUACGGGUUCUUGGGCUCUAUUAUGUUAUUCGUUUUUAUUACAAACCCAGCUGCUUGGAUAUUGAAAAUUCUCUUCUUUUCAACGCUAGGUCUGUUUUUUUUGAUACCUCUCACCUCUCAGUUCUUUUUCAACGCUUUACCAAUUUUCACUUGGCUAGGUUUGUACUUCACUUCGAACUACUUCCCUGCCACAGUGAGACCACCGAUUACAGUGAAAGUGUUACCAGCAGUGGAAACUGUCCUAUACGGUGACAAUCUAAGUGAUAUCUUGGCAACAUCCACCAAUUCGUUCCUAGACCUGUUGGCUUGGAUCCCCUACGGCCUUUUCCAUUUUGGCGCACCCUUUGUUGUGGCAGCCAUAUUGUUUCUCUUUGGGCCCCCUACGAUAUUACAAGGGUACGCCUUUGCAUUCGGGUACAUGAAUCUGAUUGGUGUUAUCAUGCAGAAUGUUUUCCCAGCUGCGCCCCCUUGGUACAAAAUCCUGUAUGGACUUGGAUCAGCGAACUACGGCAUGCAUGGUUCCCCAGGUGGUUUGGCGCGGAUUGACAAGCUGUUGCACAUCAACCUAUACACCUCGGCCUUCUCAAACUCGUCGGUCAUUUUCGGGGCCUUCCCAUCUCUACAUUCCGGGUGUGCCACAAUGGAGGCACUAUUCUUUUCGUACGCCUUCCCAUUCUUAAGGCCACUUUUCAUCUUUUACGUGUGCUGGCUUUGGUGGUCUACAAUGUACUUGACCCAUCACUACUUUGUAGAUUUGAUGGCUGGUUCGGUGCUUUCCUACGUUAUAUUCCUGUACACCAAAUAUAACCAUCUCCCAUUGGUAGACACAAGUCUAUUUUGCAGGUGGUCUUACUCGAAAGUGGAGACCUACGACAAGGAAAGGUCAAAUCCAUUGAAUGCAUCCCUUGAUGAUAUCGAAAACGUUCCGCUAUCGACCAUGGACACCGCGAUAGACCUGAGCCUUAGUGGAGACGAACGCUCAAUCAGUCCAUCCUAUAUUUUUGACAGAAACAGUAAUCUCUCUAGGUCGUCGGCCACGUCAAACACCUCUUUAGAUUUGCAGAACGAACCUUUCAGUCCGGUCCCCAGACUAGGGACCAAGAGGUUGGAUUGA
Huiozyma naganishii CBS 8797 is the source of this 1254-nucleotide messenger RNA. RefSeq names its product inositol phosphorylceramide synthase (gene AUR1). Bases 1 to 1254 code for a protein of 417 amino acids. The record is from RefSeq and is a predicted model, not a curated record. The transcript has a single exon. NCBI's taxonomy places the organism in Eukaryota, Fungi, Ascomycota, Saccharomycetes, Saccharomycetales, Saccharomycetaceae. Gene Ontology annotation, molecular function: inositol phosphoceramide synthase activity. Gene Ontology annotation, biological process: inositol phosphoceramide metabolic process; sphingolipid biosynthetic process. Gene Ontology annotation, cellular component: inositol phosphoceramide synthase complex.